CGCAAGUUAAACGUUAAACGUCAGGGGUUAGCUCACCGACUCGGUGCUUUUUUUUUUAACAAACUAGAGUGUAUGCGGGUAAAUAGAUGUAACAUAGUGUGCUCUGUGAUAACGUAAUGUCCGUUGUAUCGCUACAGCUCGGUAAAGUGCCGUGCGAGUGUCCGCUCGCCGCUUGUUGUUAGGUUCAUGUUUUCGUGGGCUAGCUUAAUGAGCUAACUGGCGCUGUUGUUGUGAGUGGUAACCUAGCAGCCAGAGCGUCACACCGCGGAAAGCUCAGGGUGGCCGCUCACUGUCACCUUUACUUAGCUGUAUACGGCACGUAUGACUGUCUUACUGUGACAGGCAUUUGUUUUGAACGUUCAACUUGUUGCUUCGUCUGCGUCCGUUUGCAGUUUGAGCAGCAACGCGUAGCUACGUCAUUAUAAAUGUAGUCAGCUAAACUAAUGUGAUGCUUACUUUCAGGAGCACUCAGUCAUGUCAAGCUUCUUAACUACAAUGACCCAGCAAACCAGCUAACACCGACACUGUGAAGCUCAUUGCCGCUUCACCGUGUGUCCAGUUCCUUGGUUAAGUCUUUCCAAACACUUUUGCCAACAUGUCUGCUGCCUUUGAGUGGGAUAAAGCUAUGGGAAUUGACCCAAUGAACCUCCGAAACUGUGUUAAAGACCAAAUAGACGACGUCUUCAACAUGUUAAUUUCGACAGAAGAAUGGGAGGUGGAGAACAAAUCUCCGAAGAACAUAAAUCAAGUCCUCCGACUGUUUCAGGCCAUAUUGCAGAUUAAGGAACGGGAACUUAUUCUUUCCAACAACUUCCUUGAGAAAACUGGUGAAAAACAGGCAAAAGUCGAAAAAGAACUCCACGCCAAGAUGGCAAGGCUGGAACAAGAGUGCAAGCAGUCCGGCACAGGGCCAGAUAGUCGCUUUCUGAGGGAUGAGAUCCGGUACUUCGAGACCCAGCUGGAGCAGAGGGAGAAGGAAUUAACCCAUUUAAAGAAGGAAAUGGGCAAAGAAAAGAAAACCAACAUGGAGUUGUUUGAGCAAGUACACAAGGCGGAGGAGGAGGUGAAGAAUCUGAAAAAAGAGAUACAAAAACUUAAGAACGAGAAUGAGCAACUAAAGCAAGAUCUGCAAUUCUAUUACGGAGAGCUGGAGCAGAAUAAGCCGGCCGCAUCUAGAGAUGAGAAUGCUGAGACCCAGAGGAAGCUCAACUUGGUCAACCGCCAGCUCUACCAGUGCUUGGAAGACCUUCAGCGAGUCGAGGAUGAAAACUUACACCUGAAGACACAGAAUGAGCACAUGCAGGAAAGUCUGGAGGAGUCAGUGAAAGAGAUGGAGAAGAUGACGGACGAGUACAACAAGAUGAAGAUUGUAGUACAGCAGACUGACUCCAUUAUGGACCAGCUCAGGAAAGAGAGGGAUCACGCAAAACUACAAGUCAGAGAGUUAACAGAUAAGAUUCAUAGCAUGACUGAAGAGGAUGAUCCAAUCAUGGCAGCAGUCAAUGCCAAAGUGGAAGAGUGGAAGAGAGUGCUCUCUGGGAAGGACGAUGAAAUUUUGGUGUACCAGCAGAUGAUUCGUGACCUGAGGGAAAAGCUGCGUUCAGCCCAGUUGGACUUGGACAAGAGCAACAUUAUUGCUUUGCAGCAGGCCGUCCAGGAAAGAGAUAAUCAAAUCAAGAUGCUGAGUGAGCAGGUGGAGCAGUAUACAGGGGAAAUGGAGAAGCACACCAUGCUCAUUGAAGACCUAAAGACGACCACGAAGAAAGACAGAGGCCUACCAUCAAUUGUACAGCAGAGAAAGAUGGAAGAACUGAAGUCCAAGCUGGAAGCUGCAGAGAACAGAGCAAAGGAAGCAGAAGAGGUGGUAAAGCUUGCUGAAGCUCAUGCUGAGGAAAAAGACAAGGCACUCAUUGAGGCUUCAAACCGCUUGAGCCAGUACGAGUCUGGCACUUAUGGCCUGAAAGAAGCCAUCCUGGAGAUCAAAGAGUGUAAAAAUCAAAUUAGAGUGAGAGACUGUGAGGCAGAGGCCAUGACCAAAGAGAUCAACCAGCUUGAGAUGAGAAUCAAUGACCUCAUGGACGAAAAUGAGGAUUUCCGAGAAAAACUAGGUCUGGAACCAAAGCAGGAAGUGGAUCUGACAGAGUUCAGGCGAACCAAAGAUCUGAGACAACGGCAGUACAAAGCAGAAAACCAAGUCCUCACCAAAGAGAUCGAACGUCUUGAAGAAGAGCGACUGGAGCUUAAGAAACAAAUCAGACGCAUGGUGAAGGAAAGAGGGAUUCCACAGUCAAGCUUGCUUUUGGAUGAGGAUGCUGGGCUCAGCAGGACCAGACAGCUGACAUUUGAACAAAGCAGCACUUCCACCAAUGAAGAGAUUCAACGCAAAAAUGAAUACCUGGAAAAAGAACUGAACAAAAAAAAGAGAGAGCUUGAACUUCACAAGACCCAGUUUCAAGUCAAAUUGGAGGAGCUGUCAAAAGUGAAAAGAGACCUGGAGGCUGCACUGAAAGACGUCCUUCAAGCCAUGAGGAUGAAUCAAGAGAGCACGCCUUCUAACACUGUCAUCAAUAUACCCAGACUGGAAAGACUGGCUCAUACUUUAGAUUUCAACAUGAGUGAGCAGUCUGAGUCAUCACUGCCCCUCAAGUCUCAAAUACAUCAGUUGGUGGGGAGAAAUGAAGAACUAAGGCAGGAGUUGAAAUUGGCCCGGGAGGAAGCAACCAGCAGCUUCAGUCAGCUUGCCAGAGCCAAAGAAAAGGUGAACCAAAUGGAAAGUGAAUUGGAACUGCUCAGGAAGUCGGGCAGCAGUGGAGCUAUCGUCCGUCCGCUGACCCUGCCCGAGGGCCUGGGGCCCAGCAGCACUGAGGUUAUCAGUUCACUCAAUGAAUAUGCUGUUCGACUUCUACAGGAGCUGAAAAACAAAGAGGAAAAAAGCAAGAAACUCGUAGGAAUGGUGGAGGAGUACAAAGAGAAGUUUUCUGUUAUUAGCCACCAACAGGGACUCCUCUAUAAAGAAUACCUAAGUGAGAAAGAAGAGUGGCAAAAGAAGAAAGAGUCAUUUAAAGAGAUGAAGGACAAACUGGAGGAGCAAAACCAGACGGACGCUGUUAAAAUCCAAGAGUUCAAAGAGCUGCUUGACAACCUUGAGAAGGACCCAGACGAGAUCAGGAGACAGCUGAGUGAAGCUUGGCGCAAGAUGACGCUACUGAAGGUUAAUGAGAAGAAACUCACACGGCGCUACGUCACUCUGCUGGAGCAAGAACAACACCUCCGCAAGGAGAACAGCAAGCUGAGGGACGAGAGCAUCGAAAUGGAGGCCUCUGUCACCCAGAGGAUAGGCUACCUCCAGAGAUACAAGGAAAUGGCUGGAUACAAGAUAGCAGCACUGCAGAAGGCCUUGGAUGAUAGUGUCCCCUCAUCAGACCUGGAGAAGGCUAACAGACAGUACACAGAGCUAACAGUCAAGUAUAGAGAUAUGCUACAGAGGGACGGCUGUCUCAUACAGAGAACCACCAACCUGGAACACUUAGAGAGUGAGAAUGAGUCACUUCGGCAUCAAAUCUCUGCCAUGACUAAAGAACUGGAGAUCACAAAAGAGAAACUGAAUACUUUAGAACAAGCAUGGGGCAACAUCAGUGCAACUGGAGGUGAAAGUGGCAUGGAUAAGGCAGACAAGGCAUUGGUCAACAAUGAGAUGGUAUCAGCUGCUAGGCGGAUCACCACGCUCGAGAUGAAGGAGCUGAACGAGAGGCAGAGAGCUGAGCACGCCCACAAAAUGUACGAACAAAUCAGGAACUCCCUCAAGCAGGUGGAAGAACGGAACUUUGACCUGGAGUCCAAGUUUGCAGAGUUGACCAAGAUGAAUGUGGAGGCCCAGCGGGUGGAGCGGGAGCUCAGGGAUGAGCUGGCAGACAGUAUCAGCAAAGCUAUGAGUGAUGCUGACAGAGCCAGGAUCGUGGAACUGGAGAAGGCGGAGGCUGAGCUUCGCAUCGAGGUUUCUAGGCUUCAAGAGGUGUCUGACGUGGCCAUGAUGCAGGCAUCUGCACUACAGGCAAGGCAACAGUCCAAAGAGAAGGAAGUAGAGUCUUUAAGGAGACAAAUAAUGGACUAUCAGUCACAGUCAGAUGAGAAGGCCCUUAUUGCAAAGCUCCACCAGCACAUUGUAGCUCUGCAGCGCAGCGAGUCAGCUGCGUUGGCGAAGCUGGAGGCCACCACCUCUCACAUCCAACAGCUAGAAGCCGACAAGCUACGUGCUGAACAGCGGCUGGACGCCAGUGAGUGCACUCUGUUCCUCGCCCGCCAGGAAGGCAGAAAUCGCGCCAAACACCUACGGCAGACCAUUCAGUCACUACGUAGGCAGUUUGCCGGAGCUCUGCCUCUUCCCCAGCAGGAAAAAUUCUCUGUGGCAAUAGCAAGCCUUCAGGAGGACAGAGCAAAGGCCCAGGAGGAGAAGAGGAAGGCUGAGGAGGAGAGGAGGAGGGCAGAGGCUAGGACAGAGGAGCUGGAACUGAGACUUCGUGGCCUGGAGGAGCUCAUCUCAACACUGAAGGAUGUGAAAGGAGCGCAGAAGGUGACUGAGUGGCACAAGAAGAUGGAAGAAGCUCGUCUGCAGGAGCUGAGAAAGGGCAGAGAGCUGGUGGUCCAGAAGGAGGAGAUCAGGUACCUGAAAAACCUGGUGAAAGAGCAGGAACGAAGCAUCCGCUCGCUUGAAGAGGACAUUGUGCAGCAAAACACGAUUCAAGAUGAACACCAGCUUGCAUGGGAUCAGCGAGAGGUGGAGCUGGAGCGCCAACUGGACCAGUACGAGAAGCACCAGAAUGAAAUUCUAAAUGGUGCUGAGAAGUAUGAUAGUACAGGAUCCCUUCCAGACCCAAGUCUACCUCUUGCUCAUCAGUUAGAGUUUGCCUUGGGUAAAAUCAGACAGCAUGCCCGCACCAUCUUGGACACUCAGGCCACCUGCAAAAGUUUGGAUGAGAGGUUAAAAGAGAAAGAGGCAGCUCUGUGGAAGGCGGAGCAGAACAUCGUGUCCAGGGAUAAAGUGAUCAAUGAGCUGCGUCUUCGGCUCCCAGCUGCUGCCAACAGAGAACGCCUGCUAGCAGACGUGGCCAAGCAUGAAGAAGGCCAAUCAGACAGCCAGCCUGCCCUCAAGCUGGCUCACCAGACAAUCAAAGACCUCCAGGGUCGACUUGACAAAAAAGAAGAUGUGCUGAAGAAAUACCAGAACCAGUUGACUCAAGCCAGACAGGAUCAAGAGGACAUGAUAAAGAGACACCAGGAGGAGCUGAAAGUGCUGCAUCAGAAAUUGGACUUGCACACAGACACUUCUCUGGACCGCUUUAAACAGACAGCAAUGGAACUGAUGAAGAAGCCCACCAUCAGGGUUCCAACCACCAAACAUCUGGAGCGUCUUGCUGAGUUGGAGCAGACUGUGGCUGAACAGGACCUCUCGCUCUCCUCCCUCACAGAGAAGCUGAAUCUGACCAUGACUGAGCUGGAGAGACAGAGGAUCGCCAUGGAAACACAGGCUAAGAAACACACCAACGAGAUUUCAAAGUUGGAGGAGUAUCAUGCUGCCCAGGUGAAAUCUCUGACUGCUGAGACAGAGAAUCAGAGCAGCCAGAUGGCCCAGAUGGAGAAGGAGAUGAACUACCUCCAAACUGAGCUGGCAGCCCAGAAGGAAUCCAACGUCCGCUCCCCGAGCAACACCAUGAAGAAUCUGGUUGAACGACUGAAAGCACAGCUCACCCAGAAAGAGAAACAGCUCAAGGCUCUCAGUAAGGCUCUGCUGGAGCUGCGGGCAGAGAUGACGUCUGCUGCAGAGCAGCAAGUCAUAGCCAGCGCUGCACAAAAAGAGGAGAGUCUCAAUGUACAGAUGGUGGUUGACAGACACACCAAAGACCUGAAGGCGCGUGUGCAAGAACUCAAUGAAGAACUUCAAGCUGCAAAGGAGUCUGCUAAAGCAGCCAGAGGCCGGGAGAACACCCUGAAAGAGGAAGUGGACAGCCUGAACCAGGACCUCCAGAGGAGUCAAAAAACCCAGAGACGCCUGCAGGCUGAAAAGGAGGAGAGAGAGCAGGAAGUCCAGGAGCUGAAGCAGGAAGUCAAGAGGCUCAGCAGUGCCCUUCAGAAUCAACCAGAACCAGAUGGGAAGGGGCCGAGUGUCGAGAAUCUGCAGAAGAAGAUCAGGAGGCUGGAGUGUGACUUGGAGAAAAGAACAGAAGUGAAAAAUGUUAAAGAUGAUCAUGGAAAGACCAGAGAUGAAGUUGUGCGUUGGGAGGAGGGUAAGAAGUGGCAGGCCAAGAUGGAAAAGAUGAAGAAUUCACUAAAGGAGAAGGAACGAGAAAAUGAGUCUCUGUCGAAACAGCUCAGCACACUUAAAGAUCUCUAUGCCAGACUGGAGCAGGAGAGGAGUGCACUGCAGAAGAAGCUGAAGGCUCGAGGUGUGACUGCUGAUCAAGUGUUUGGAGUGCGAUCCACUGAAAUGGAGAAAGAGAUGGAGGAGCUGAAGAGGAAGAACUCAGACCUGGAGUUACAGAUCUUCACCAUGAAACAGUACCAGGCUUUACCUCGUGAUGAGGCCAUGGAAACGCUGACCACGAGGAACCGCUACCUGGAGGAGAGACUCCACUGCUUGGAGAACCAGAUACUUCCAUCGAGACCCUCUACUUCAGGACGAGGCACUGGCACUCCCUCACAGAGAGACCAGGACCUCCAAAAAGAAAACCUCAAGCUGGCCUCUGAGAACCUGGAGCAGCGCUUUCAGCUGGAGCAGACCAGCAAAGAUCUGCCAAAACUCAAGAAUCAAGUUGCAGACCUGAAGGAGAUGUGCAGCGUGUUGAAGAAGGAAAAGGCAGAGCUGGAGAAAAAGUUGGCACAUAUACGUGGAGCAGGUCACAGUGGUAAAACAGUACCUGAACUCGAGAAGACCAUUGGGUUGAUGAAGAAAGUGGUGGAGAGGGUGCAGAGGGAAAAUGAGGCACUGAAGAAAUCCAGCGCACCUGUCAAUCGAGACAAGAUAUCUGCCUUGGAGCAAGAAAAUGCAAAAAUAAAGACUGACUAUGAGAAACUGAAGAGUGAAAAUGAAGCAGAGCUGAGCUCCAAACUUGAAACUAAAACUAAAGGACUGGAGAAAAUAGUCAUGGAAAAUGAACGUCUGCGCAAGGAGAUCAAAAGGGAAGUGGAAGCCGCAGAAAGGCUGCGAGUGACCAAGACGAGUCUGGAGGUGACCAACGAGAAGCUUGAGGCAGAGCUGGAAGAGACCAAGCAAAAACUGCUGGCAGCUCUAUCCAGACCCAUCACUGAAGGAGCAGACAGCAAGACCUGGAAGGCUUCAGUGGUGACAAGAAUGUUCGAGAACAAAAUGAAGGAGCUGGAGAAGGAAGUGUCCCAGAAGACCUUGAGGGUGUCUGAGCUCAAACAACAGCUGAAGGACGUGAACGAGCGGGAGGAGAAAUCUCAGAUAAGCUUCCGGCAGCUUGAAGAUCAGGUUGACAUGCUGAAAAGAUUUCCAACCACAGCAAAGACUGGAGAAGGACCCACCAAAGAGUUCCAAGCACUGAGAUUAAUGAUCAGUGAGCUGGAGAAGGAGAACAGAGAACUUAAACAAAGGCUGACCGAGUACAGCGAGCGAUACGGUGAAACAUCCUCUAAACAAGAUCACGGGAAGCUCAAAAAUCGUCUGGAGGCAGCCGAGACGGAGAAAACCAAACUUCAAACUGAGGUUAAGAAGCUGAAGAAAGAACUGGAGAGCUUUGACCCGACAUUUUUUGAAGAGAUCGAAGAUUUAAAGUAUAACUACAAUGUAGAGGUGAAGAAGAACAUUCUGCUGGAAGAGCAGCUGAAGAAGGUGUGCCAUCAGUUUGGCGUAAAGGCUGAACUGCCAAAUGUGUCCAUCAGUUAACUCAGGGUUACUGUGCCUUUAGAACUGUUCACACCUGAAUGUACUUUCACACGCCUCCGUCUUUAAAACAUUAUCACACAUUAUUCAGGCAAUAUUUUAUGUAGAUCUAUGGGUCUGGGUAUUACGGAGCCCCUAAAGGGACAUGGUGAAAGAAAAAAAAGGGACAUGGUGAAAGA
This is a messenger RNA of Larimichthys crocea (large yellow croaker), 8076 nucleotides long. RefSeq names its product centrosomal protein 290 (gene cep290). Bases 596 to 7900 code for a protein of 2434 amino acids. Gene Ontology annotation, cellular component: centriolar satellite; ciliary transition zone. The transcript is spliced from 52 exons. Lineage: Eukaryota; Metazoa; Chordata; Actinopteri; Sciaenidae. The record is from RefSeq and is a predicted model, not a curated record. Gene Ontology annotation, biological process: non-motile cilium assembly; camera-type eye development; ciliary transition zone assembly.